AUGGAUCGUCAGCGUGCGCGUGACCUUUGCGUUGAAUCGCUUAAGGGCCUCAUGGUCGGAACAACUCCGAAGCAUAUUGCCAAUGGAAAUGGAUUCUACCAAUACUUCUUCACCAAUUUCCCAGACCUUCGUGUAUACUUCAAGGGAGCCGAAAAAUUUACCGCUGAAGAUGUGAAGAAAAGUGAAAGAUUUGAGAAGCAAGGGCAAAGAAUUCUUCUUGCUUGCCACUUGUGCGCCAACAUCUACGAUAACGACGACGUCUUCAGAGGAUACAUCCGCGAAACUGUCAACCGUCAUCGUCAAUACAAAAUGGACCCAGCUCUCUGGGAGGCCUUCUGGACUGUGUGGACUGGAUACUUGGAGUCCGCUGGUUGCUUGAAUGACGAACAACGCGCCGCGUGGAUGCAGCUGGGCAAAGACUUCAACGCUGAGUGCCAGGAGCAUUUGAAGAAUCUCAACCUUCCAUUCGUCCAAUAA
Messenger RNA from Caenorhabditis bovis, 477 nucleotides. The record is from the annotation of a GenBank genome assembly. Lineage: Eukaryota; Metazoa; Nematoda; Chromadorea; Rhabditida; Rhabditidae.